CACAUACCCGCCUCAGACGUCGAUGCACCGCGUUAUACCCGCAACGAAGACCCCGAUUAACCAAUACUCUCACUCUCAAUUUUGCUCAAACCACACGAGACAAUGACAACCACGAAGGUUAGCUUUAGCGCCGUAAACGACGACUGCAGUGGACCGCACACCAGAGAUCCGACGCCGUACAUUCGUGCUCCCGAUACUCACGUCCCCAUUAAUGAUCAAGAGUCUUCACAAUACCUUCAAGCGGACCACCACGAGCUCACCAAGCGACGGUUGUUCGUCACAUACAACACGCACCUGCGUGAAUGUCUUGCCGAGUUCCUGGCUACGGUCUUAGCCAUCACGUUCGGUCUUGGAGGGAUCGCUCAAAAUGCUCUUUGGAAUGGAGGAGGAGACACCAUGACUGUCAGCGUCGGCUGGGGAGUGGCCGUGAUGCUUGGCACGUUCGUCGCGGACAGCGUCAGUGGUGCUCAGAUCAUCUCCGUCAUUACUGUCACCAACGCCGUGUACGGCCGUAUGCCGUGGUGGAAGGUCCCUGGUUACAUGGUCGCUCAGAUACUUGGAGCUUUCGUCGGUGCAGCACUGAUCUACGUCCUGAACGCCCAGAAAAUCCGUCGUGAGGAUCCGAACCAAGAAACCAUGUACAGACUCUUUAUCACAUAUGCACGCGAUGGCGUCUCGAACUACACGGCGUUCUACACAGAAGUGCUAGCGUGUGCGUGUAUCAUGUUGGCUUCCUACGCCAUCAAGGACAGACGCAACCGCUGGCCUGGCAAUAGAGGUACCCCGUUCGCCUUAGCUCUGCUGGUCACGGCCAUUUCGUGUGCGUUCAGCUCCAAUUCUGGUCUUGGUAUAAGCCCAAACCGAGACUUCGGUCCUCGCCUCUUCACUUAUAUCAUCGGGUAUCACAUGGUGUUCACAGAAGACUCGCACUACUUCUGGAUCCCGAUCGUAGCGCCAUUAAUCGGAGGUAUCAUUGGCGGUGGACUUUACAUUCUCUUCGUUGAAACACAGCACCCUGAACUCCCACAAAAAUCAACGUCGGAUCGAGAACGAGUUCUCGAAAGUGUCUAGAGAAUUAAACCGUGCAAUACAAUAAUGUACUGCACGAUGUGUUCAUAAAUUGCAG
Molecule: messenger RNA, 1126 nt
Organism: Phytophthora nicotianae INRA-310
Lineage: Eukaryota; Oomycota; Peronosporomycetes; Peronosporales; Peronosporaceae
Exons: 1
Coding region: 103-1071 (322 amino acids)
Biological process (GO): glycerol transmembrane transport; water transport
Cellular component (GO): plasma membrane
Molecular function (GO): glycerol channel activity; water channel activity
Source: RefSeq, a predicted model, not a curated record